This is a messenger RNA of Homalodisca vitripennis (glassy-winged sharpshooter), 537 nucleotides long. RefSeq lists its product as uncharacterized. The record is from RefSeq and is a predicted model, not a curated record. NCBI's taxonomy places the organism in Eukaryota, Metazoa, Arthropoda, Insecta, Hemiptera, Cicadellidae. The annotation marks the transcript as partial. The transcript has a single exon.
AUGUCGCUGAAUCUGAGCAAAUGUGUUUGCAUCUCAUUUUAUCGCAUUUCAAAACCUAUAUUGCAUGAUUACUCUGUCAGAGGUGUGCCACUAUCCAGAACAUCGGAGGUGAGGGAUCUUGGAGUGUUCUUUACUUCUUCCCUAAGCUGGGAGCCCCAUGUCCAACAUAUAUGCAAUAGCGCUCUUCAAGUCCUUGGCUUCCUCUUCCGAGCUUCUAAGUCAUUUACUGAUCUAAACGUUCUCAGACUCUUGUACUGCUGCCUGGUGAGACCGCACUUAGAAUACAACAGUGUUGUUUGGUCUCCUCACCAGCAGUAUCUAAAAGACAACAUAGAGAAGAUCCAAAGACGUUUUCUGAGGUUGGUUGGUGUUAGACUAGGAUUCCGAUUACUGGAUGUUCCUGUGCAAGAAGUCUCACGGCUCCUAAACCUACCCUCCAUGGAAUCAAGGCGUGCCAGUCAGGACUUACUUUUCUUAUACAAGCUGGUCAGAGGAGAGUUGGACUGCCCUGAUUUGCUGGAAAGAAUAAACUUCAGG